This is a messenger RNA of Dreissena polymorpha, 2730 nucleotides long. RefSeq lists its product as uncharacterized. The transcript is spliced from 8 exons. NCBI's taxonomy places the organism in Eukaryota, Metazoa, Mollusca, Bivalvia, Myida, Dreissenidae. The record is from RefSeq and is a predicted model, not a curated record. Bases 118 to 1725 code for a protein of 535 amino acids.
AACUGAUAAAUUUUACUUACAGAACAUCAAACAUUUUAACAAACAAUGGUAUAAGUUUAAAUAUUUCGUUAAAAUAUUUAAGUGUUUCUUAAUAUUUGUUUUCUACAGUCUCUCAACAUGUAUUGGGUUCAAGCAUGGAUUGUAGGGCUAUGUAUUGCGCAGACUUCUGGGCACUUGUGCCUUAUAUCUCCAAGGCAAAGAGGGGAUUUGGAUGUAUUUUCGUCGGGUAAUCCGACGUGUUUCCGGCACGCGCUGCCAUGCGGAGGCCAGCCCAUUCAGGACCCGGUAGAGGUGUACGCGCCCGGCCAGAACGUAUUCUUCCGGUGGCAGCAAAACUUUAACCACUAUGAGCCGGGGUUUCCAGGCUACAUGGAUCUGUCCAUCGCCUCCAGCCCCGACAGCACGAGUUUCGCCACACUGACCGUGGUCACAGACCCGUAUGUACACGCACAGAACUACCAGCAAAACUACACGGCUGUCAUUAAACUGCCUGAUAUGGAAUGCGACCACUGCGUCAUCCGGGCUCGUUACGACGCCCACAAACCUGGUGAAGACCCAUUUCUACAGUGCGCUGAUAUUAAAAUCUCCAAAGGGGCGAAGAAAUCAGACACUCUGAACUAUUUGUCCGCCGAGAGCAAGACUGACCAGCAGAAGCUUGUACCUCUUAAAAAAGCGUUGAAACUGAAGAAAUACUACGACCAAAAGUACAAAUCCAAUCUAAAAAUGCAGGACACAAAAUUGUACGGUUUUGCCUACAAUCCGUUCCAGCCCCAUAGCAGCCAUUAUAUCUCUGUCUCCGUGGUAACCGGAGCUACUCAGAUGUUGAACGGCUUUGCCUUCGGUAUUGAUGACCCAUCUGGUGGUAAAGACAGUACAUUCAUGGCCGACGAAGUAGUUGCCAUUGACAACGGUAGAAACACGACGACGAUUCUGGUCCACGACGUUGCAUCGUCACGCGAGGUGGCUGCAAAGAUCGUCUAUAGCAUUGGCUCCCAGAACGGAUCCCAUGUACAGACGUCAGACAUCUUUCAGUACGAUGGGGUCCCCAUUAACGGGUUGUCGUGGUACACCGACAAGUUGUAUGCUGCAUUCAGAAUUGUGCCUUAUAAUAAUGACUUUUUCUUCGAGGUCGGGACGCUGGACAUCGGCGGCUUGUACACGAAACGCGCCAGCAUUCCGACCGCCGAGGACCUGUACGUGAACUUUCAGUGGCUGGAGACCGACAUGAACAGCUAUAAGCACGUGUUCGCGCUCAUGGGAAACGAGAAUGAUCCCAUUGGGCUAAGCGCCCGUAUCUACAUGUUUGACUUGUUUAACGGACAGUUUAUCCAGGCAGCUGAGGUCGAUGUUCGUGAAUACACGUUCAUGUCAAUGCAUUCUUAUCAAAAUGGUGGAGAGGCCAUGUACGCCUUCUCCCCUGGCCUGUGGUCGGACUCCGGUCACGACAUGUGGGCGUGGUCACUGGUUGCCGUGGAUACCAUGAAUGGUGCAGUCACAAAGCAGUGUGACAUUGCACCCAGGGGCAUAUUUCAGCGCUACUACGGCGGUUCGGUGUUCCAGGGCUCCAGUAAUCCGGACGGGUUUCUCUAUCACGUGCUGCGAGUAAUGUACAGCGAGGCGGACUUUAUAGUGGGCGUUAACCCCGACACGUGCGAAGUGCGCUUCUCCGAAGUGACGAACUUGCGAUACGUGCAUUCGUUGCAGCUGGUGAAUCCAGCCCCGUGAAGAAGACAUUCAACAACAGAGUAGAACGACUAUUUACCUCAAAACCAUGCAUUUUUUUAUGAACGACUGACAAUUGUUAACAAGGAUAAUUAAACAACAACUUGUUUGGUAGGGAUGUCGUUUUGAAAUUGGCUUGCAUUUUAAAUGGUUAUUUUUUUCUGGUAAACAGCGGUUUUUCUUUUUGUUUUUGUCGCACAUUUAUGCGCAAAAUCUUGAAGACUUUAACUAUCGUUAGGUCUACAAUUUUAAUGAACCAACGUAUAUUGGUUUCGUAUUGUGUGUAUGUAUAUGACGAUUAGCUGUACAUGUUUAAGAAAAUAUAUACACGUUAUGUUCUGUCCUGUAAAUGAUUUUGUUCUACUACCUACGGUUUAUCUUUCAUUGCCAGUCGGAAAAGUAAUGGAUUAUUAAUGAAUUACGUCAUACCUCUUGUAAGUUCUAAAACUGUGUUAAAUCAUACCCAAACACAUGUCUCUAAAAAUCUGAUGCAAGAACCAAAAUUAUGUUAAUAUUACCACCAAAAACACAUUUCUUAAUCCUUAAAUAUGUGUAUAUGUAUGUUACAAUGGCAUUAUUUUUAUACUAAACUAAUUAUCUUUGAAAAGCGCAUGUUUCCUUAACCAAUGUUAAAAUGUUCUAAUACGAACAUUUAGCAGUAUGCUUUUCCCCAUUUAACGUGUAUGUUUAUGUUAAUUCGUUAAUUAUAUAUCCUAAUAUGUUUAGUUUGAGUAUGAAAUAUUAAAAAUAUGUUGUUUUAAUUGAACUUUCACAACAUGUUUUAAAUUAAACACAGAUUCUCAAAUCCCCACAUAAAUAUAAAAAAAUCAAGUUGUGUGUAAAAUUGUGAAUGAUUACAAAAUGUGAAUGAUCACAAAUAAAGCAUUUCGUAUCGAAACAAAAUAAUAGCAUAACGUUAAAAUUAAGGUCACUACUUGUUUAGUCCAUAAAAAAUAAGUAAAACUAGUUCUAAAUAAAGAAAAAAGUUUGCUCAGUGUUCUUGGUUAA